Messenger RNA from Daphnia pulicaria, 3703 nucleotides. RefSeq names its product calcium-activated chloride channel regulator 1-like. The record is from RefSeq and is a predicted model, not a curated record. Gene Ontology annotation, molecular function: protein binding. The coding region runs from base 773 to 3667 and encodes 964 amino acids. Lineage: Eukaryota; Metazoa; Arthropoda; Branchiopoda; Diplostraca; Daphniidae. The transcript is spliced from 14 exons.
ACUGCCUCCAUCUGGUUUGCUUUAAAAGUUUCUCAACUUCACGGGGAAAAAAGAAAAAAUGAAGAGUUAUCGAUCCAAAAAUCCCCACGACGAAGGUUGCGUGUAUAUCAACUGAUUUGUUAAUUUCACUUACUAUUCCACUUUAUUGUCCCCAAAACUACGACACUAUGACGGUCUGUUAUUAAACAUCGUUUCCAACAACUUAUCAAACAUCAUCAUCUCCGUCGAUAUCAUUCGUGUAAAAACCGCCGCCAAACCAACCACCAACGACUAGAACAAUGACAACUAUACCACAAAGACCCCGGAAAUAACAAGAUCGGUUAGAAAGCGUGCGAUAACUGAAAAAGCAGAUGAUGUAAUGUUUACAUUUAAAAAGCUACUUCCGAGUUCCCAAUGAUCUAAAUUAUUCCCAUAAAAAUUUUGAUAUGUUCUUGUUUGAUCUAAUUUCCAAUUUUAUCCAGAAAUGUCAAAUUUUUCCCUAAUUUCUCUUAAUUUUUGCUAAUUUUUUCUAAUUUUCGUCUAAUUUUCCAUUAUUUUCAGAUAUUUUCUUAGUUUUCUGGGAUUUUCCAAAAUUUCGUAUUUUUCAGAAAUCUUUAAUCUUUCUGGAUUUCCGGACCGUUUUCCUAAUUUUAGACGAAGGCAACACCAGAAAAGAGUGGGAUAUCCCUCGCUUUUUUCUUUGUUUCACCCUUAGGUUGCGUGUAUAUAAACUGGUUUGAAAAUUUCACUUUCUAUUCCACUUUAACUUUAUUGUCCUUAAAAGGACGACACCAUGACGGUCUGUCAGCAUCGUCCUCUCUUUUUGUUGCUGAUCUUUAGCUGCCUGUCUCUUCACGCUUUCGGUAGCCGAGUCAACAUAACCAACAACGGCUAUCGGGAUAUCGUCGUAGCGAUUUCACCUGAUGUCAAACCAGAUCAAGCUGGCGAUUUAUUAGAUAAAAUCAAGUUAUUAAUCACUGAAGCUUCAGCUGUUUUGUACGGAGCAACGCGGAAUCGUUCGUACAUUAAAUCGGUGAACAUUUUGAUCCCUCAGACGUGGGAAAGUGUCACAGCCAACGCUAGUACAUGGGAAAAUUCGCAAGAUGCCGAAAUUCAAAUUGACCUUCCGAACUGGAAAUAUGGAGACAAGCCAUACACCGUCCAAUUGGGCGGAUGUGGUGAUCCUGGCGAAUUUAUUCACCUGACGCCCAACUAUGUCAUGAAUUUCGAUUCGGAAUUCAACACAUUUGAGUUUGGACCAGCAGGCAAGGUUAUCGUAAGAGAAUGGGCUCGGCUGCGUUACGGAGUAUUUGAAGAGCACGGCUACACGGGCGAUGACUCUGCUUUCCCAAUGUUCUACCGGGCAGCGCCUGCCCAACAAAAAACGGCCAGUUCAGUGCCUAAUGUGUGCUCCGACCAGCCCAUUGACUUUACUUAUGAUUAUGGUUGUCAUGUCGAUCCAAAAACGGGUCUCUACGACACAAAUUGCACCUACAGUUUCACCGACCAGUUCAAACCAGGAUCGUCCAUCAUGUCUGAUCAUCGGAUGCUUUCUUCGGCGAUGCAUUUCUGUGACGACGAGGAAUCCAGUGUUCACAAACACAAUCGAGAAGCACCAAACAAGCAAAACGCAGUUUGUGACAUGCAAAGUGUCUGGUCGGUGAUUUCACGUCACGCUGAUUUUGCUGGAAACAAUAAUUUGCCAACCAACAUCGCCAAUUUGAAGCCAACAUUUAAUGUCGUCCGAGUUUUGAAUGGAGCUCGUUACGUGCUAGUUACUGACGUGUCAGGCAGCAUGGACGAUCAUAAUCGCAUUGGGAGAUUGUACGAUGCAGCUCGUCGUUGGAUUCAGUAUGAUAUUCCUGAUGGAACUUCGUUAGGAAUCGUCAAGUUCCACUCGGAUGCGACGGUGCUAAGUAGCAUGACUAUUGUAAAGAAUGAAACACGACAACAAUUGAUGAACAAAGUUCCAAACGAUACGGAGGGCAUGACAUGCAUCGGUUGUGGUCUUCAAAGGGCGAUUGAUAUCUUGAAGCCUGGCGGGAAUGGAGGCGUCAUAGUGUUAGUGACUGACGGCGAACAAAAUGUACAUCCGUUCAUUAAUGAAGUAACUCCCCAACUGACUUCCGCUCAAAUUCGAGUUGUUUCGAUUGCUUUUGGACGCUACGCUGAAAAUGAAGUCGAAAAUUUGGCGACACAAACCAACGGGAAAAGUUAUUUCAUCAAUGACAAGGGCAGUAACGACGAACUAAAUGAUGCUUUCAAAGGAUCAUUAGCCUUUUUACCGGCAGUACAAUCAAAGAACUUGAAUGUUCAGUUGUUCCAGAAAAAAUACCAAAACGGGAAUAAAUUCGAAGAUUCGGCCAUUGUCGAAUUCACCGUCGGCCGAAACCUCACCUUCCUCGCAGAAUACACAGACAGAAAUUACUUGCAGAACUUCACCGUCAAGUCAAAAAGUGGUGAAGUGUACAACACCGUGAUUUAUGACAAUGCCGCUAAACUGGCUUACAUCGAGAUUCCUGGCAUUGCCGAAGAAGGUGCAUGGACUUUCUCAUUGACCGUUGGUUCCAGUACAAAAGACUAUGUCAAUGUAAUCGUCAAGUCGAAGUCGAGAUCCAGUUCAACGCCCCCAAUCACCGUGGAAUGUUUGGUACCUAGUGGAAUAGUCGUCGUGGAUGCUGGCGUUACACCUGUCCGGCUGGUGGCUGUCGUCCAACAAGGGCGAAAUCGUGUAAUCGGUGCCAGCGUUCAGGCUCACGUGCAAAAACCUGACAAUACUCUUCAAGUGAUUGAUCUGGUGGAUACUGGAGUCGGAGCCGACACAACUGAGAGCGACGGUAUAUAUUCACGCUACUACCUAGAUCUUUCUGGCGCAGGGCGUUACACUGUGGUGUGCGUCGUCAACAGCACUGAGUCAUCCUAUAUCGAUGACGGUAUGGGCCAGCUGCAGCAUACUUCAACGGGAGAAUUCAAUCGAGUCGAAUCUGGUGGAACGUUCAGGGUUGAAAAGCCUGUAACGCGAUCUAAUUCUUAUCCCCCAAGCCGAGUCACAGAUUUAAAAGUCGUCGCUAUGGAGGUUGAUAGUAUGUCGCUGACAAUCGAGUGGACGGCACCUGGACAAGAACUGGAUAGCGGAACUGCAACUGAGUAUCAGAUCAAAUAUUCUGAUGUAUUCGACAACCUAUUGGAAAAUAACUUCGGUUCCAAGCCUGUGAAAUUCGAACAGAAGGACGUCCUCAGCGGUAGUCUGCAACCUCUUAAAUCGGGUAGCAAACAACGUGUGUCACUUGCUCUUCCGGAUACGAUUGAUCCCGUGACGUACUACAUCGCUCUGAGAGCCACUAACAAGAGGAACGUUGCGAGUAACACUUCCAACGUCGUAUCUGUCCAACUAGCUUAUAUUAUACAGCCGCCAACCCAAGCAUCAAAAGCGGAUCCAACCCCAGCCAUGUCCUCUACCUCCGACACCCAUAAUGUGUCCUCUACGGAAAAAUCAAGUUCAUCGUCAUCUUCCACCGCCAGUAUUCGCGGGUUUACCAAGCCAAACACCAUUUUGUCUCCCGAGUUUUUAAGCUCAGCUGGAAGCAGUGGACUAAAGUGCUCCAGUGAUCUGCUUAUUUUCCUUCUAUCUGCUCUUUUGAUAUCGAAAGUCCAUUCGAUUAUAUCGAGUUGGAUCAAUCGUGACUGAGCUGUUGAAUUUCCCAGAGAAAUAUUAACGAAGUUA